UUUUUGCCUCACUCCAACGGAUUGCAUAUUGUUGGUAGUUCAGCAUUUGGGGAAAGUGGAGCAUUGAAGCUGUUUUGGUUGCUAACAGCUUUCCAACAGCUAACUAAAAUAGUUUUACGGACUUGUAAGUGAAAAUAAUUCUUCGAAAAUUUCUAUUUUGGUUCUUUGAAAUGUUUGUUGAAACAUGUAUAGCACCUGUAAACAUAGCCCUAAUCAAGUAUUGGGGCAAGCGGGAUGAAGAUCUCAUACUUCCCAUUAACGACUCGCUCAGCGUGACCCUUAGCACCGAUGAGAUGUGUGCAAAGACAACAAUUGCUGCCUCAGCUUCCUUUAAGUGUCACCUUAUGUGGCUGAACGGUGAAGAGGUGCCAUUUGAGGAGAAUCCACGUACCAUGCGUUGUUUGAAGGAGAUACAGCGACUCGCAGUUGCAAAAGGACAACUAAAAUUCCCCAUUGACUGGAAGUUACACAUAGCCUCCCGGAACAACUUUCCUACAGCGGCUGGCUUGGCCUCCAGUGCUGCUGGUUACGCAUGUUUAGUAUAUACGUUGGCUGGUCUCUACGGCGUUGAAAAUGAAGAAUUGACGGCAAUAGCACGUCAAGGCAGUGGAUCUGCAUGUCGUAGUCUACAUGGUGGCUUUGUACGCUGGCACUCAGGCAAACUCAAGGAUGGUAGUGAUUCCAUUGCACUGCCUGUCGAGCCUGCUGAACAUUGGCCCGAAUUACAUAUUCUCAUAUUAGUAGUAAACGACGCACGUAAGAAGACUAGUUCGACCAAAGGUAUGCAACGUGCUGUGGAAACAUCAGAUCUGAUCGCACAUCGUGCUCGUUUCUGUGUGCCUGAGCGUAUAGCAGCAUUGGUUGAGGCAAUAAGAAAACGAGAUUUUCAAAAGCUUGCAGAGAUAACCAUGCGUGAUUCGAAUCAAUUUCAUGCCAUUGCUUUGGAUACGUAUCCGCCAUGUGUGUACAUGAAUGAUGUGUCGCAUGCAAUCGCAGAGUUUGUACACGCCUAUAAUAACGCAGCUGGUGAGGCAAAGCUUGCUUAUACCUUUGAUGCAGGUCCAAAUGCCUGCCUUUAUUUGCUGAAAUCAGAUGUAAGUGCUGCGAUAGCCGCAAUUCAAACGAGCUUUCCCAACGAUAUGGGUCACAGUGUGGAAUAUGUUAAGGGCAUACCAGUUGGAUGCGAAACUAAGGAGAAGAACGGGUUCAAUGGAAAUGCCACUUUACCUAUUCAUGACAAGAAUCUUCUUAAGUAUAUAAUCCAUACACGUAUAGGGAAGGGUCCACAACGUCUCGAUAAAGACGAAAGUCUUUUAGAUUUAACUCAGGGUUCACCAAUUGAAACUUAAUAUUUUCAUUUGGCCUUUAUUAAUUUUCGCAGGGGCAAUAGCAGUGCAUAAUUGUGACAAUAAGAGUCUAUAGACUUCCAUAUUUGUAGUUUUGUAUCUUAAUAAUGGUGCAUUAGUAAAUAGUGUGCUUGACAAUAUCUUUAACUUAAAGAAUAUUGAAAUACGACUAAAAUAGUGUUAUAUAAAUAUUACUUGUUUAGUUGGGGCAAUAAAUCAUAUGAAAACUUUUUUUGACAUCUGGUUCAGGUAGUGACUAAUCAGAGCUAUUUAUAACGUUUUAUAUAAACAAAUAUUUACAUUUGUAUGUAAUUAGCAUUUGGUGCUUUUUUUAAUGGAAUCUUGCUUCAGUUUUAAAAAUAAAAUGCGUUGGAAAUAGCUUUGUAAUAAAAAGAAAUAAAUAAUGUCAAAUAAAAAUAUUGGUUGA
Messenger RNA from Anastrepha obliqua, 1773 nucleotides. It is a transcript of the gene Mvd, whose product is annotated as diphosphomevalonate decarboxylase. Gene Ontology annotation, molecular function: ATP binding; diphosphomevalonate decarboxylase activity. Gene Ontology annotation, biological process: isoprenoid biosynthetic process; isopentenyl diphosphate biosynthetic process, mevalonate pathway. Lineage: Eukaryota; Metazoa; Arthropoda; Insecta; Diptera; Tephritidae. The record is from RefSeq and is a predicted model, not a curated record. Bases 171 to 1349 code for a protein of 392 amino acids. Gene Ontology annotation, cellular component: cytosol. The transcript is spliced from 5 exons.